AUGCAGCUACCCCCAAAGAUUAAGGUGCCUGAAUUUCAGAGGUACUACGGCACGACCGACCCUCGUUACCAUCUCCGUCACUACCGGGGAAAAAUGCUGCAGUACUGGGACUACGAAGAGUUCGUCAUCCAUACAUUCCAGGAUAGUUUGGCAGGAGCGGCUCUGGAUUGGUACAUGUCACUGAAAGCUGCGGAUAUCCUCACGUGGGCAGACCUCUCAAGCAAAUUCAUCGACCAGUACAGGUACUGUGCGGAGACGCCCACGACUCUGCUGGAGCUCAGCACGAUGGAGAUGACCGAUGACCAGGGCUUCGAGGCCUAUGCAGUGAAGUGGCGGGCUAGAGCGGCGAAGCAUGUCCCUCCGAUCAGUGAGGCACAGCAGAUCCAAUUAUUCCACUCCACUCUUAAAGGGGCCUACUACUUGCACUUGUUGGCUCACACGUCUUCAUUCUCCAACCUUAUCGACGCCGGAAAGAAGCUCGACAUCGGCAUUAAGCUUUGCAAGAUAGAAGGUCCGGCUGAGAAAAAAGAAAGAGAGUCCUCGAAGAGGGCCGCCACUGGGACAGUGGGAAACAAAAGAGGGAAAGACACGUCCGUCAAUGCUGUCAACUCAGGGCGCCAGGCCCCCCAACAAAAUUCCAUAAGCUACACGCCCGCCCCACCGGCCACUCAAGCGUAUGCCCCACCUUCGGUGCAUUAUCAACAACAACCCCCAACGCAGCAAGCUUACUAUUCCGCUCCGCCGGCUUCCUUUCCGUCGCCGCUCCCGCAGCAAUACGCCCAUAAUUAUGCCCCUGCUCCUCCUCCGAUCCAACAAAGUAGGCCCCCGGCUUCGAGAACUCCUCAACCGGUGCAACGGGCUCCGGCUCCGCAGGACCAACAGGGCAUCGCAACACAAACGCGGCGUAAACAGUUCACACCUCUGUCGGCUCCGCUCUCCCACAUAUACCGGCAACUCCUCGCGGGUAACAAGAUCCGAUCGAUAGCACUUAACCCUGAUUUCGACCCAACCAUCCAAGAUCAGAGUCGGCGCUGCGAGUACCAUCAGGGCACACCCGGUCACACCACUGACAAUUGUUGGAAGCUACGGGAGAGGAUCCAACAGAUGAUUGAUGAUAAGCAGCUCACGUUUAACGCCGUCAAACCCCCGAACGUGCAAUCAAAUCCUCUUACCGAUCACGUGUCGAGCUCGGGACCCAGUAUUAACAUGAUCGGUGUUUGCGCUAUAGGGGAGUACGAGACCGGACAGGAGGCACCGGCCCCGUUUGUGAUCGAAUAUGUUCCUGUAGAAACUGGUGUAGGGUACGCAGGGUUCGAUGCCACGCCCGCCCCAUUCGUGAUAGAAGUCCCCGCACGAGAGCCAUAUCAAGACAGCAAGGUCCCGUGGACCUACGAAGGAAGUGUUGGGAACCUCGAGAGUCAAUUUAGCGUCAUGGGCGUGACGCGCUCGGGUCGAGUCUAUGAAAAUCCGAAGGCCGCAAACAAAGGGAAAGCCCUGGCAGUGCCCGGAAUCGCCCCGGAAGCCUCGUCUAUUCCCCAGAAGAAGGUGACUGAAAAGGAGGCCGAGGCUUUCAUGAAAAUUAUCAAAGCAAACGAGUACAAGGUCGUUGAACAAAUGGGCAAAUCUCCAGCCCACAUUUCACUACUCGCCCUUCUCUUGGGUUCAGAGCCACAUCGUGAAGCGCUUCUGAAGGUCCUGACAGCAACGCAGAUCCCCAAAGAGACGGCUCCGGAGCUGAUUAAAGAGACUAUCAGUUCGAUCUUCUCCAACAACAUUUCCUUCUCAGAUGAUGAACUUCCCUCAGAAGGAUGGGCACACUCGCGGGCACUACACAUUAUGAACGUGGACUUUAACCGCAUCCGUCCGAGCAAGACUGCGGUUCGAGCCUUCGACGGCUCUCGGAAGGAAGUAAAUGGAGAGAUCGACCUGGUGAUCGAGGGGAUCAACUGCCCCAUCGAGGUCAAAGAGUACAAGAACAGGAGGGGACUCGGUUUUCGCCCUUCCUGUCACGAGAUUAUUGAGGCCCGCAGGGGCAAGCACCUUCACCGUCUCGCUGCACGCUAUGGGAAGAUCAACAGGGGCAUCCUGGUUCAGCCGCUCUCCUACUUCUUUCCUGGGCCUCCACACAUCGUCGGAGAUACUCUUGAUAGUCCCUCCUCGGAUUCAGACAGCGAGCCUGUUGACCUGCCAAACAUAUGCGCCGUCACCGAGGAGACUACUCCAGGGGCUUACAUCCGCUUCGCGCAGGAAAAUGAGGAACUCAACAACCGGACCUCAGUCCCGCGUUACUCGACUGUAAUCGCCGAUGUGUAA
Molecule: messenger RNA, 2313 nt
Organism: Punica granatum (pomegranate)
Lineage: Eukaryota; Viridiplantae; Streptophyta; Magnoliopsida; Myrtales; Lythraceae
Source: RefSeq, a predicted model, not a curated record